Nycticebus coucang (slow loris) is the source of this 5496-nucleotide messenger RNA. RefSeq names its product dual specificity phosphatase 16 (gene DUSP16). The transcript has 7 exons. Gene Ontology annotation, cellular component: nucleus; cytoplasm. The record is from RefSeq and is a predicted model, not a curated record. Lineage: Eukaryota; Metazoa; Chordata; Mammalia; Primates; Lorisidae. Gene Ontology annotation, molecular function: protein tyrosine/threonine phosphatase activity; MAP kinase tyrosine/serine/threonine phosphatase activity. Gene Ontology annotation, biological process: protein dephosphorylation; negative regulation of MAPK cascade. The coding region runs from base 938 to 2929 and encodes 663 amino acids.
UGAGUUCAUUCACUGGGAUUGGUUUCAAGUGACGCCAUCUCUUUAUUUUUAAACCAAUGACCUCAUCCGCGCUUGAAGUUUCCUGACCAGAGACUCUUUCUCUUUCCCCCAACCCCCCAUCCCCCCCGCUUUCCCCCCUCUUUUUGUGUACCACUUCUUGGGGGGCUUUAAUCAGUUUUUUUUUUUUAACAAUUAUCACGUCUCCCUCCCCUUCCCCUUUCACCACGUGGGCCCUCACCUUUACCUCUUAAGUUCUUCACCCCUUUCGACAUUUUUUUUUUUUUGAAAGCUGGUGGGGGGGGAGGGUGGAAAAGAAAGAGUGAAGAAAAGUUGCAAACGUCUCCUCUCCUCCUAAGCCUCCCGCCCCCUCCCACUCUUCAGAGAAGGAGAAGAUAAUAUAGUGAAAAGAAGAGGAGGAGGAACGAGCGACGGGACGGGACGCGAGCGGGAGCGCAGCCCCCUCCCGGCUCCGCCGCGGCGCCUCGCUAGCUCGGGAGGCGACGGGGGCCCGAGGGGAGACACCGUGACAACUUUCGUUUCCCUCCGAGGGAGCCGGGGGGUCGGCAGCCCCCAAAGCUUUCAGUCCAGUGUAAAGCUGUUGGCGCGAGGGAGCAAAGGUAAAGAAUGAUGUAAUCCACUGGCUGCCCCAAAGCAUCUUUUGUUGUGGAAUGGUUAUUCCAGUCAUCUCUUUAUGAAUCAAAUGUGAGGGGCUGCUUUGUGGACGGAGUCCUUUGGGAGAGCACAUCAACGGGAAAGAGAAAGAGACAUUCACUUGGAGGGCUCUCGCUGAAAAUGGGUUUAACUCCCCUUCUGCCAGUCACCACCAGCCUGACCUCAUACAUUUUUAGUACAAUGGAGUGGCUGAGCCUUUGAGCACACCAUUACAUCAUCGUGGCAAAUUAAAGAAGGAGGUGGAAAAAGAGGACUUAUUGUUGUCAUGGCCCAUGAGAUGAUUGGAACUCAAAUUGUUACUGAGAGGUUGGUGGCUCUGCUGGAAAGUGGAACGGAAAAAGUGCUGCUAAUUGAUAGCCGGCCAUUUGUGGAAUACAAUACAUCCCACAUUUUGGAAGCCAUUAAUAUCAACUGCUCCAAGCUUAUGAAGCGAAGGUUGCAACAGGACAAAGUGUUAAUUACAGAGCUCAUCCAGCAUUCAGCAAAACAUAAGGUUGACAUUGAUUGCAGCCAGAAGGUUGUAGUUUAUGAUGAAAGCUCUCAAGAUGUGGACUCUCUGUCUUCAGACUGUUUUCUCACUGUACUUCUGGGUAAACUGGAGAAGAGCUUCAACUCUGUUCACCUGCUUGCAGGUGGGUUUGCUGAGUUCUCUCGUUGUUUCCCUGGCCUCUGUGAAGGAAAAUCCACUCUAGUCCCUACCUGCAUUUCUCAGCCUUGCUUACCUGUUGCCAACAUUGGGCCAACCCGAAUUCUUCCCAAUCUUUACCUUGGCUGCCAGCGAGAUGUCCUCAACAAGGAGCUGAUGCAGCAGAAUGGGAUCUGUUACGUGUUAAACGCCAGCAGUACCUGUCCAAAGCCAGACUUUAUCCCCGAGUCUCACUUCCUGCGAGUGCCUGUGAAUGAUAGCUUUUGUGAGAAAAUUUUGCCAUGGUUGGACGAAUCAGUAGAUUUCAUUGAGAAAGCAAAAGCCUCCAAUGGCUGCGUCCUAGUGCACUGCUUAGCUGGGAUCUCUCGCUCUGCUACCAUCGCUAUCGCCUACAUCAUGAAGAGGAUGGACAUGUCUUUAGAUGAAGCUUAUAGAUUUGUGAAAGAAAAGAGACCUACUAUAUCUCCAAACUUCAAUUUUCUGGGCCAACUCUUGGACUAUGAGAAGAAGAUUAAGGACCAGACUGGAGUAUCAGGGCCAAAGAGCAAACUCAAGCUGCUGCACCUGGAGAAGCCAAACGAACCUGUCCCUGCAGUCUCAGAGGGUGGACAGAAAAGUGAGCUGUCCCUCAGUCCACCCUGUGCUGACUCUGCUACCUCAGAGGCAGCAGGGCCAGGGCCUGUGCAUGCUGCCAGUGUGCCCGGCGCGCAGCCGUCGCUCUUAGAGGACAGCCCCCUGGUGCAGGCGCUGCAUGGGCUGCACCUGUCCUCAGACCGGCUGGAGGACAGCAGUAAGCUCAAGCGGUCCUUCUCACUGGAUAUCAAAUCAGUUUCGUAUUCAGCCAGCGUGGCAGCAUCCUUACAUGGUUUCUCUUCAUCAGAAGAUGGUUUGGAAUACUACAAACCAUCCACUACUCUGGAUGGGACCAACAAGUUAUGCCAGUUCUCCCCAGUUCAGGAAGUAUCAGAGCAGAGUCCCGAAACCAGCCCAGAUAAGGAGGAAGCCAACCUCCCCAAGAAGCCCCAGACUCCCAGGCCUUCCGACAGCCAGAGUAAGCGGUUGCACUCAGUAAGAACCGGCAGCAGUGGUGCCACCCAGAGGUCCCUCUUCUCUCCGUUGCACCGAAGUGGGAGUGUGGAGGACAAUCACCACACCAACUUCCUUUUUGGCCUCUCCGCCAGCCAGCAACACCUCACGAAGUCUGCUGCCGGGCUGGGCCUCAAGGGCUGGCACUCAGAGAUCUUGGCUCCCCAGACCUCCGCCCCUUCCCUGACCAGUAGUUGGUAUUUUGCUGCAGAGUCCUCUCACUUCUACCCCGCCUCGGCCGUCUACGGAGGCAGUGCUGGCUAUUCUGCCUACAGCUGCAGUCAGCUGCCCACCUGCAGCGACCAAGUCUACUCCGUGCGCAGGCGGCAGAAGCCAAGUGACAGAGCUGACUCGAGGCGGAGCUGGCAUGAAGAGAGCCCCUUUGAAAAGCAAUUUAAACGGAGAAGCUGCCAAAUGGAAUUUGGAGAGAGCAUCAUGUCAGAGAACAGGUCACGGGAGGAACUGGGGAAAGUGGGCAGUCAGUCUAGCUUCUCAGGCAGCAUGGAAAUCAUUGAGGUCUCCUGAGAAGAAAGGCUCUUGCAACUUCUACGGACAGUUUUUUUUCUUUUUUGGUUCACAAAAAAUAUUCCCUGUAAAUCUGAAACAUAUAUAUGUACAUGCAUAUAUAUUUUUGGAAAAUGGAGCUAUUGUGUAAAAUCAAAAGACGGAUCAACCCAGUUGUUCUCUGUGGACAUCUGCAUUGGAGAGAUCAGCUGGUAUUUCUCUGGACAGAGGUGGUAGGGCAGGUGCUCUACACUGCCCUAGACAGAGGAAACACUUUUACUCGUUGAAUUGCACAUGCUCUGCUUCUUACAAAAGCAGGUGCAUUUGGUGUUGGAAGACAAAAAUCCCCUACCGUUUUCAUGCUGUGCUACAGAGAGAUCUCAGAUGCUCAUCUUUGUCCAGCCCCUUCCCUAGUGCACCUUAGUGCUGAGACUGAGCCAGCUGUGGGUCGGGUAGGUCGACCCUGUUAGGGACAGAGCCUAAUGGUAAAUCCGAGAGCAGUGAUCAUAUCCAAAGCUGACUCACAGAUCCAUGCUCUCCUGACAGCUGAGUGACACACAUUGUUCUGCUGGACAGACCAUUAGGGGCCAUGCCAAGAUCUACUUUAGAACAAACCCAGUACCUCAGACAGGAAAGUCAGGGCUUUCACCACUGCCACGUCUGGUAGCCCGUUCUCUAGGCAUUAGGAAUAGAUACGUAAGCUAGUCACACUUUUCAGACCAAUUCAAACUGUCUAUGCACAAAAUUCCAGUUGGGCCUGGAUGGAGGUAGUUUUUUAUUUUUAUUUUUUUUCUUUUCAGCUUUAUGAAGAAAGCGAAGGGAAACCAUCUAGGAUUCAACUUAACGGCCAGGAACCUGGCAGAGUAAUGAUUUAAGCUAAGGUUGGGAGGCUAAACAAAUCUACCUCCCUCUUUAUAAAUCAAAGAGUUGUUUGAAUUUGGGUGUUAAUUCUUUAAAUAAAGAUGAACUUGGUUUAAAGCCAAAUGUGAAUUUAUUUGGGCUGGUAGCAGAGAAGCAGCAGCACCUUCCAGUUCUUAGCCAAAGUAGGUGUUUUCCAUUUCUGUUUCACUGCAUGGUUUGUAAAAAUGUAACAGGAAGGCAGAAUUCUAUAGGAAGCUACUGAGAGAAGAACGGUGGAGAGACAAAGGAAGGUGUAAGUGGCCCAGGAGAAGCAGGAAACUUAAUUUCCUUAAUGGCACGCAGCGCGGUGGUAUUUCUAUCAUUCCCUCAGACUUUCAGAUUUACUAAUAGGACUGAGAGAGGCUUUAGUAAGCAAAGUAUAUUCAGAAUAAAACAGUAUAGGAAGAUGAGAAGACUGAGAGUAGAUUGGAAAGCCACAGCCGAGCUGUGCUCAGAAACGACCUGCAGAGGGGGCGUAUCAAAGCGGAUUCCUUCAACUGCAAUCACGGUAUGGAAUCAGUCCUGGCAGCUGCACCUAGGAGGCGACUAGAGCGAGUACAUGCGGGGUGGCACAUAUCUGCUGUUAAACUUCCUGGUUUGAGUUUUAUCAGUGAUAGUACGGUCCUCUUUUGAAGCCUUAAUUCACAUCAGCAGCUUUUUGGGGGAGUUGGGGGGUGUCAUUGUUCUUUACUGUAAGUGUAGCUAGUUGCUGACUCGUAUCUCAGGUUUUUGUGUUUGAGAAAUGAACAUUUCUUUGACUAGGAUGUGACUUAAUGUUUCCUAUGGUGACUGCUAAAACCAGGAUAGAAUGACAUGAUUCAAAACUCAACUGAUUUGAUCAUGAGGAUAUGAGCUUCACAGACAUAACUGGUAAUGUACAAAUGAUGUGCUACGAUGAUAGGCGGGAAAUGAAGGUAGGAGAGAGUAAACUGCAUGAGAAUUUUGUUACCACCAUUCUAAAAAAGUUCUGUUAAACGACCUGAGCUAGUUUUUAUAUACAUUUAAAUCUUUGAUGUAAUCAGACACUCUCAAGUUUCGCACGGUAGUUUUUGAUGUGUUACGUGUACACACACACACUGAAGGUGCAACAAUUCACCGCUUCCAGAACCUGGUCACAUCUGUCAAACGUGUUUUCACAAAUGAAAUAACUCCAUUGUUCAGUAUGUUUCAGGAGGAUUGGAGCACUUGGUUUUAACUUUGGGCAGAAGUUUGCAUCAUUUAGGCUUUCUCUUGGCCGUGGUCCCCUUCCUUCCUUUAACUGUGAUGUAGCCAUACACUACAACAUUUAAUCCUUGAUCACUAAUAUUAAAUAAUCAGUUCUUGGAAUCAAGACUGUUGUGCUGAAGGAGCAGCCUCAGAGGCAAGCUCUGGAGCUGUCUGGUGUCCCCACUGGUGCGUGGCUGGCUCCCUUCAGCAGGUCACCAUAGGGGAACCCCUGGCAUUUACCAGGGUGAUACAGAUGGUGAUUUUAAAAAGCAGAACUAGACUUCUAUGUGAGAAAUGCUGGAAAAUGGUUUAGGACAUUUGUAAAGUUAGGUGGAAAGACUGUAUAAUGUUUAAUGUGAAUAUAGUGUUCUUUGGAGUAAGGUAAGAUAGUGAAUGGUUAAAUUGUGCAUUUCUCAUUGCCAUGUGUCAUGUAUGUUAAUAUGAUGAAAUAAAAUCAAAACUGGUACCUGUUUAUACAUAAA